Alosa sapidissima (American shad) is the source of this 1788-nucleotide messenger RNA. It is a transcript of the gene rsph4a, whose product is annotated as radial spoke head component 4A. The record is from RefSeq and is a predicted model, not a curated record. The transcript has 7 exons. NCBI's taxonomy places the organism in Eukaryota, Metazoa, Chordata, Actinopteri, Clupeiformes, Clupeidae. Gene Ontology annotation, cellular component: radial spoke; axoneme. The coding region runs from base 107 to 1681 and encodes 524 amino acids. Gene Ontology annotation, biological process: axoneme assembly; cilium assembly; cilium movement involved in cell motility.
UUACUAUUACCAUAGCAACAGGUUAGGACCGCAACAAGAGGAGGCAAGGAAGUCCCUCCUUGCUUUGACUUAAUAAAUAACUGUUAAAGAAAAAAUUCUGGCAAAUAUGAAGACCUCGGAGGAUGCAAAAGACAAAAACACGGAGCAGAUGGCGGCAUGUCUAAAAUCAUUCAUGCUGAAGAGCAGCACAAAAACUAACCUCAACCUCUAUGAUCACCUUGCCCGGUUGCUUCAUAAGAUUCUGGAUGAGCGUCCCGAAAAUGCAGUUGACGUGUUAGAGGACAUGAGCCGGGAUUUGAAGCGAAGCUUGAUGCAGGAGAAGCAGAGUGCCUUGCGAGAUACGCCAUUCAGUUCUGCACAGCAGGAUCUUGCUGAACUACAACGGAUACUGUUUGCACGCCAGCCAAGUGACGAUGGGGAUCACGACGAAGAACUGGUUGAGGCCCCAAUACCCAAUGUGGCAGAACUGGCGUUUUACCUGGAGCAGGCUGGUGUAGGGAUGGAGAAGGAGGAGAUGCAGAGGAUCUUCUUGGCACUGAAGCAUCUGGUCGACACGCAGCCCCUGCAGCACUGCCGCCUCUGGGGCAAAAUCUUGGGCACAGAGGCCAACUACCUGGUAGCAGAGGUGGAGUUGAGAGAGGGUGAGGAAGAGGAAGAGGAGGAGGGUGCGGAGGAAGCGGCAGACGAAGAAGAAAAGGAGCCACGUGACGAGGAAGAAGGAGAAGUUGUGGAAGUGGUGGACCCCCUUCCAAAAUCUGCACAUAAACCCCCAUCAGUGGUGCCCAAGGAGGAAAAUCGAACUGGCACAAACAAGUACACAUACUUUGUUUGCCAAGAGCCUGGCUUACCUUGGGUCAAACUGCCCAGCGUCACCCCUGCCCAAAUCUCAGCUGCUCGACAGAUACGAAAGUUCUUCACAGGGCGCCUGAACACUCCAAUCAUCAGUUAUCCACCAUUUCCUGGCAACGAGGCCAACUACUUGCGGGCCCAAAUUGCACGUAUCUCUGCUAGCACACACGUCAGUCCUCUGGGAUACUUUCAGUUUGGGGAAGAGGAAGGUGAUGAUGAUGAUGACGGAGCACGUGCCAACUUUGAAGAGAACCCUGACUUUGAAGGCAUUCCUGUAACAGAGAUGGCAGAGUCAUUGUCCACAUGGGUGCAUCACGUUCAGCACAUCCUAACUCAGGGUCGCUGUGUCUGGGUCAACCUGGCCGAGAAACCUGCAGACGAGUUUGACGAAGAUGAGGAGGAAGAGCAGAGAGAAGAGGAGCCUGAUGAGCCGGAGCCUGAAGUGGGCCCUCCACUCCUGACCCCUCUGUCUGAGGACGCAGAAGUCAACAGCACCUCGCCAUGGACCAGUGGCUUAUCCUCAGCCCUCAUACCCCAGUUUGCCAUCGCUACUCUGCGCUCAAACCUCUGGCCAGGGGCCUACGCCUACGCCUGCGGGAAGAAAUUUGACAGCAUCUACAUCGGAUGGGGCAUGAAGAGCGCCGACUCCAAGUAUGGCUACAGCCCCACCAUGGUGCCAGGGCCUCAAGCGGAGUACACAAGCGGUGCGGAGGUCACAGAGUCCCUGGACCCCACUCUGGAGGAGGAGCUGGCCCUGAAAGCUGCCCUAGAGGAGCAGAGAGCCGCACAAGAGGAGGCCGAGGGUCUGGACGACGAAGAGGAAGAUGAUUGAAGAGGAGAGGAGCGCUACACAAACAUCUAGAGCAAUUUUUUUGUUUUCUAAAGAUGGCAACUAUACAUCUAUACCCCUAUUUUAAAUAAAUACUGGACUUCAGCACA